AUGUCCGCCACCCAGCAAGUCAGGCGCAAGCCCGUCCCCACCCCGCUCGCACAGCCCGUCAACGCGAGCGGCUUUGUGAUCCCAGACUCUGACUUUGGCAGUGGCAACCCACAGCUUGGUCUUGGUUUGCCGUCCAACCACCCGUUUGCCAACCCAUCCCCCAUCAUGUCUAGGAGCGUGUCUUACAACCCUUCCGAGGGUUCUGGGAACGAUAUCGAGUGUCUCUCCAACCACACUCCGAGCAUGAAGAGCGGGUCUCACGGUAGAUUCGCCCCCGUACCGCCUCAUCGGGUCUCCUCCCGUAGCAGCGGGCCCGCGCCCAGCGUCACCCCCAAGCUGGACGCUACCAGCUCCGCCACCAGCCCCGUCGAGUUCCCCUCCACCCCCGAGAGCUUUACCUACGCCGCUCCAGACUCUUACGGUCCUUCUGUUCCUCCUUCCCUCCCUUCUUCCACCGCCCAGUCGCCCGGACUUGAACACCGGGCGAGCGUGAAAAGUUUUUGGGGCGAGGACAAGGCGGGACUGGAGGGGUUGGAUGAUAGGCUGAAUGAGCUGAGGAUAAACAAUGCGCCGUACCCUGUCGACCACGCUGCCAUGAUCCGGGCGGUCAAGCCUGAACGUCCUCUCCCUGCAGUGCCGCCCCCCGCCAGCGAUGGCCACCGUCGAUCCGUCUCUUCAACCUCUGCCUCUGGCGCUUCCUCGGAGCACAUUGUCACCCCCAUCACUACCCUCUCCCACGCGUCUUACGGCUCAUCCGAGUACGCCCGCCGCGCCAUGUACCAAGCUGCCAAGUCGUCCUCUGACAGCUCGCUCGCCAAGAAGGAGAAGAAGGAGCGCAAGGAGAAGGAGCGCCUGGCGAAAAAGUACAACAAGGACAAGAGGCGAAACCCGCUAUUGAUGGAAGGUGAGACUGAGGCAGACGUUACCUUUUCGGUGGACAGGCUCGUCACCCGCGCAAGAGUGGAAGAAGCUGCCAAGUGCUUUGUGAGAGACGAAGAAGGCAACGCCGUCCCCGUAUCUUCCCUCCUUCCCUCGGCACCGGGCCAAAAGACUGUCAUCUUCUUUAUCCGUUCGUUCUGGUGUGGGCAAUGUCAAGAUUACACUCUCGCGUCUAUUUCCAUCCUCUCCAAGGAAGCGCUUGAGAAGGCGGGCGUGAGGGUAGUGAUCAUCGGACAUGGUAACUGGAAGGUCUUGAAGGCUUACAAAAACCUGUUCAAUUGUCCGUUUGAUAUCUAUGUGGAUGGGCCGAGGAGAUUGUACCGUCUCAUGGGGUUGACGAAAGGUUUCAACUAUCUCAACCCCUGGGGUCAUUUCUGGAAGAACCGGUCCGAAUACCACCAGCGUUCUGUGCCCACUCAGGUCCUGCUUGGUCUAUCUAAUGCCGUUACAAAGAUGCCCAAGGAAGCCGCGCUGCAGCCAGGAUCACUCUCGCAGCUCGGAGGCGAGUUUAUCUUUUCGUAUCUAAAUACCAACGACAUGGCGCACCGUAUGACCAACGCCUCCAACCAUAUGGAGGCUCCCGAAGUACUCCGUAUCGCCGGUGUCGCCCACCCCACUGUCAAGGAGCUCGCCGACAUUGAGCUCGGCAAGAGUCAGAGGGAUGAGUUGGAGAGGCUGAGGAUGGAGAUGGAGCGAUGGAAGGAGGAGCAGGCUUUGGAGCUUGAGCGUAUCAACAUGCGUAAAAUCGCCCGCCGCCAAAAGCGAUCCUCUUCUCCUUCUUCACCCACCUCCCCCACCUCGCCCGACUCGGCCAACACAUUCCGCGCCACCGAUUUUGACGGAUCGGAUUCAGAAGACGACUCGGACUAUGACAAUGCCGAAGAAGGAUCCUCCUUCUCCCUCACUCUCAACGACGUGCUCAACGCCGAACCUCAAGAGAUCUCUGAACUACAGCCGAAAUCAAACCCCAGCCUUUACGUCGCCACCCCAGAGCCGGAACAAGGCCGGCCGCACACCAGCCGUUUCGGUUCGGCGAGUACGCAGGGCACGAAACCUGCCGUGGGCUUGGACCAGGAGCAAGGCGAGGGGGGCUGGAAUGAGGAGGUGAUGCGGAUGGAGGUCCAGAGGGCGAAGGAGAGGUCUGCGGUGGGCAAGCUGGUCGGGCAAAAGUUUGCGCCCAAGAAGUAA
This is a messenger RNA of Cryptococcus wingfieldii CBS 7118, 2127 nucleotides long. RefSeq lists its product as hypothetical. The record is from RefSeq and is a predicted model, not a curated record. The transcript is spliced from 5 exons. Bases 1 to 2127 code for a protein of 708 amino acids. Lineage: Eukaryota; Fungi; Basidiomycota; Tremellomycetes; Tremellales; Cryptococcaceae.